CUUAUUCAUCGAAAUUUUAUUUUGUAUCCGGACGUGGUCCCCCAACAUUUCAGAUCUCUCCAAGCGUUUUGUGCAUCAUGUUGACCAGGUCCAUUUUAUCUGUGGCCGUGUGCGGCCUUCUCCUGUCGCCCCUCCUGCCCAUCACCCGUGCGUCCCAGGAGGAGGACACCGCCAAACAGGCGGAGGACAAACAGUUCGCCGUGGAACUGGACCCGGAAACCUUUGACACAGCGAUUGCCGGCGGCAAUGUCUUCGUCAAGUUCUUUGCUCCAUGGUGCGGCCAUUGCAAGCGUCUUCAGCCCCUGUGGGAGCAGCUGGCCGAGAUCAUGAACGUGGAUAACCCCAAGGUGGUCAUCGCCAAGGUGGACUGCACCAAGCACCAGGGACUCUGCGCCACCCACCAGGUCACCGGCUAUCCCACACUGCGCCUCUUUAAGCUGGGCGAAGAGGAAUCGGUCAAGUUUAAGGGCACUCGGGACUUGCCCGCCAUCACCGAUUUCAUCAACAAGGAACUGAGCGCACCCGCCGAGGCGGAUCUGGGUGAGGUCAAGCGCGAGCAGGUCGAGAACCUCAAUCUUGGCAAGGUGGUGGACCUCACCGAAGACACCUUUGCCAAGCACGUGUCCAGCGGCAAUCACUUUGUCAAAUUCUUUGCACCCUGGUGCAGUCAUUGUCAGCGUUUGGCACCUACGUGGGAGGAUCUGGCCAAGGAGCUGGUGAAAGAGCCUGCCGUAACCAUCUCGAAGAUCGACUGCACCCAGUUCCGUUCCAUAUGCCAGGACUUUGAGGUCAAGGGCUAUCCUACUCUUCUCUGGAUCGAGGAUGGCAAGAAGAUUGAAAAGUACUCCGGUGCUCGUGAUCUGUCCACGCUGAAGGUUUAUGUGGAGAAAAUGGUGGGUGUGCCACUGGAGAAGACCGCUGACGAGACCGGCAAUGAAGAGGAGGCCAUCAAGGAGGUUGCCGGCAAGGAGGAGGCAGCCAAGAAGCUAGCCCCACAACAGCUGACUGGCGAGGAAGAGUUUGACCAAACCAUUGCCGAGGGCAUUGCCUUCAUCAAGUUCUAUGCUCCGUGGUGUGGACACUGCCAGAAGCUGCAACCCACAUGGGAGCAACUGGCCACGGAGACGCACCAGGCACAGAGCUCCGUGAAAAUCGCCAAGGUUGACUGCACGGCGCCGGAGAACAAGCAAGUGUGCAUCGACCAGCAGGUGGAGGGCUACCCAACCCUCUUCCUGUACAAAAACGGUCAGCGCCAGAACGAGUAUGAGGGCAGUCGCUCACUGCCGGAGCUGCAGGCCUACCUUAAGAAGUUCCUUGGCCACGACGAGCUCUAAAUCGUCUGUCGGUUCACAGGGGAUCAGCAGUAGUCGAAUGAUCAAAUAAUCGCCCGCCAAAUUAACUGUAAUCGUAAUGUUUUUCUCCAGCAUAAACCUCUGUGAGGAGUCCGCAUUUAAUCAAUAUAAUCCAACAACUCCCAAAAGACAACGCGCUUUGCUGGAAUUGACAAGUUCAAUCUAUGUUCCUUCGCUGUUUUUAGUUUUCGUCCUCCUUAGCUGAGUUUGUUAACCUUUUUUAUGUAUUUAGUGUUUACGUAAAUGGGGCACGGGACUGUAUGCGCGAAGAAAAGCCAUUUAGCGUAUUUUAAUUUCAAUUUUAAAAUCAUUUUGUAGCCUAUGUUAAAGUCAUUCUUAGGAAAAUUUUUCAACACAAAAAUAAAUAUCAAUUGGAAAACAA
Molecule: messenger RNA, 1734 nt
Organism: Drosophila teissieri
Lineage: Eukaryota; Metazoa; Arthropoda; Insecta; Diptera; Drosophilidae
Gene: prtp
Product: thioredoxin domain-containing protein 5 homolog
Exons: 3
Coding region: 78-1334 (418 amino acids)
Biological process (GO): protein folding
Cellular component (GO): endoplasmic reticulum
Molecular function (GO): protein disulfide isomerase activity
Source: RefSeq, a predicted model, not a curated record